AUGGAUUUCAGGCCUAAGUUAAUCAUCUGUGGUGGUGGUGCGUACCCUAUGGGUUGGGAUUACGCUAGAUUGAGAGCUAUUGCUAAUAAGGUUGGAGCUCUUUCGCUCUGUGACAUGGCUCACAUCAGUGGACUCGUUGCUGCUCAGGCCCAAGUGAGCCCACCUCCCUCUUCAACCAAAACGCUCGUGCGUAUCUUGAGUGCUCUUGGAGUAGUCGGUCUAGCUUUGAACCUACGUGCCUAUGACUUCGUUUCCCAGGAACUUCGUGCAGCGGAAAAUCUAGAAUUUAAAACUUUCUAUACUAAAAAUAUUCUUUUAAACGAAGGUAUUCGUGUUUGGAUGGCGGCUCAAGAUCAGCCUCAUGAAAACCUUAUAUUCCUUGAGGAAGUUCUACCACGUGGAAACGCUCUUUAA
Messenger RNA from Thlaspi arvense, 414 nucleotides. NCBI's taxonomy places the organism in Eukaryota, Viridiplantae, Streptophyta, Magnoliopsida, Brassicales, Brassicaceae. The record is from the annotation of a GenBank genome assembly.